Messenger RNA from Conger conger (European conger), 2788 nucleotides. Its product is annotated as kynurenine formamidase-like. The record is from RefSeq and is a predicted model, not a curated record. Lineage: Eukaryota; Metazoa; Chordata; Actinopteri; Anguilliformes; Congridae. The coding region runs from base 359 to 1243 and encodes 294 amino acids. The transcript has 14 exons.
CACAGCUUCAGUCGUGUACCUUCAGAGCAGAGAAAAGGGGAACUAAACGAGUUUCUGCACGCGUGACACAAAUCGGGGACCUGCCCUGGUUUGCAAAACAGCGGUCGGUUUCGGCAAAUUCUAUCGCCAAACAGGUGAAAUCGGGAAGCGACGAACUCAGACGCUCUUAUCCAGAGCGACGUACAACAAAGUGCAUACCCAUAACCAGGGAUAAGUUCGCUGAAAGACCCUAGAGUUUACAGAAUAUUGCUGCAUUCAGGUCACACAGGAGAAAGCCUGAAAUGAGCGGAGGAUUCCCCAUGGGGAGGUCAAUUGGAGCUCCUGCUUGAGGUUCAUUUUUCUGCUGCUCUGAGCAUAUAUGGCACAGUGGAAGGAAAUGAAGAAAGAUGAGCUGGAGAGGCAGUAUUCUCCUAGUCGGUGGUCACAUAGGAUGACAGCUGACGAUGUGAUAAAGGCCCAUGUGGCAUCUAUGAAAGAAGGUACACAGAGGGCUCACAGCGUGGCUAAAACCCUGCUGGACAUUCCAUACGGAGAGGCAGUGGGGGAAAAGAUGGAUGUCUACAUGCCCACCACUUGCCCCUCCCAAGGUAUUCCCCUAGUUGUUUUUAUCCAUGGAGGUUACUGGCAGUUUUUAAGCAAAGAGGAGUCUGGUUUCAUCGCUGUGCCUCUGGUACAGAGGGGUGUGGCCAUGGCUGCUAUGGAUUAUGACAUUGCCCCGAAAGGAAAUAUGGACUUGAUGGUAUCUCAGGUGCGGCGUAGCAUAGUGUCCCUUGUUCAGCAGUUUUCCAAUAUCAGUGGAGUAUACCUGUGUGGACACUCUGCAGGGGCUCACCUGGCUGCUAUGGUCCUCUGUACUGAUUGGUCCCAAUAUGGAAUCACGCCUCAAAUCAAAGGUGCUUUCCUUGUCAGUGGCAUUUAUGAUCUUCUUCCCAUCCUCUCCACCUAUGUCAAUGGACCCCUAAAGAUGACCGAGGAAGUGGCUCUGAGGAAUAGCCCCAUCUGCCUUAUUCCUGAGCUGAAGCAUUCAUCCUCUGCUUGCCACAUUGUGAUUGUCGUGGGUCAGCACGACUCUCCAGAGUUCUGGAAGCAGUCAGAUGACUUUUUCAAGGCUUUGAAGUCCUCUGAUCUAAAGGUGACUUUUGAGGAUGUUCCCAAUACAGAUCACUUCAGUGUCAUUGAGCAGUGUGUGGACAGUGACUCUCACCUUACACAGCUCCUGCUCAAUAUGAUGGGGGAAUGCUGAAGAUAUGACAGAUGGAACCUGUGCAUUUUCCCUUCAUGAUAAAAAUGUGCAGUCCUCAUGUGAUUGCACAUUUUCUGUCUUGAUGCCAGGCAGAUGCUGAUUAUCAAGAUGCAGGCCAUUCUGUGCACUGUAUUGCUUUAUUAACAUGAAUGAUUGAUUUUAGAACCUGAUUUCUCUCUUUCUUUUUUCCCUUUUGGACCUCUGAUGUGUGUAAAUAAUGGACUGUGGAAAAUACAUGAGUUGAUCGAUAAUGCUUUCUCUGCGUUGAAAAAGGGACUUGUUUGUACACUGCUCAAAAAAAUUAAGGGAAAACUAAAUCAUCACGUUGAUUUCAGUUAAACUUAAGAGAUAUCAAUCUGUCCAUUUAGGAAGCACAAGUGACUGUGAAUCAAUUUCACAUGCUUUGGUCCAAAUGAAAGGGACAACAGGUGCAGUGGAGAUGCAAAAGCAAGACAACCCCCAAAAAGGAAAUGGUUUUACAUGUGGUGUCCACAGACAAUUACUCUCUCCUUAUCCUUCCUGACUGAUUCUUGUCUAGUUUUGUGUUCUGCUAGUGUCCUUGUCACUACUGGUAGCAUGAGGUGGUACCUGCAGCCCAAUCAGGUUGCACAGGUAGUCCAGAUCCUCCAAGAUGGCACAUCCAUACGUGCGUUCGCAAGAAGGUUUGCUGUGUCUCCCAGUACAGUCUCAAGAACCAGGAGACCGGCCGUUACACAAGGAGAGCUGGACAGGGCCGUAGAAGGGUAUCAACCCAGCAGCAGGCCCUUGAGCAAGGCCCUUUACCCUGCAUUGCUCCAGGGGAGGAUUGUCUCCUGCUUAGUCUAAUCAACUGUACGUCGCUCUGGAUAAGAACAUCUGCCAAGUGCCAUUCAUGUAAUGUAAUGUAAUGUAAUGUAAUGUGGGAGGCAUAUCCUUGGAGGGUCACACAGACCUCCAUGUCAAAGCCAAUGGUACCCUUACUGCUGUUAGGUACUGGGAUGAAAUCUUCAGACCGAUUGUCAGACCUUACGCUGGUGCAGUGGGCCCUCGGUUCCCCCUGGUGCAGGACAAUGCCCGGCCUCAUGUGGCCAGAGUGUGUAGGCAGUCCCUGUAUGAGGAAGGCAUUGAUGCCAUUGACUGGCCCUCACGUUCCCCUUACCUAAAUCCAAUUGAGCACCUAAUUGAGGGACGUUAUGUAUCGGUGCAUCCAACUCUGCCAAGUACCGCCACCUGGAUCAGCUCACUGAUGCCCUGAUCCAGGUCUGGGAGGAGAUCCCCCAGGACACCAUCCGCCGACUCAUCAGGAGGAUGCCCAGACGUUGUCGGGAGUGCGUACAGGCAUGCAAGGGCCAUACACACUACUGAGUCACAUUAUGAGUUGCAGUGACACUACAGUCUGAUCAGCCUGUGAUUUAAAUUUUUUUCUUUGAUUUUCGGUGUGAUUUUGAAUCCAGCCCUCAAUGGGUUGAUGAUUUUGGUUGCUUUGAUUUACGUUAUUUUGUUCUCAACAAAUUAUACAAUGUACAUCAGUAAAAAUUUUCGACUUAAAUAAAUCGUUCAUCAAGA